AAAGUGUUCAAAGUAUGGGAUUAUUUCAAGCUAAAAGAAAACAACAACUCUGUAAUGUUACAGUCCGUCCACCGUAAAAAGAAAGUUAUGUCGCCUCUGCAACAGCACGACGGCACCUGAUCAGAAAGCACCCGGUGUUCUGCCAGCGGAUCACAGACAAGGAACAACACGAGGUACACAUGAGAUGCCAUCCGACCCUUCGUGGCCUCCCAGUGAACCUGCUAGCGGAUGACUGACGUCUUCAAAACCUGCAAUCUUGACCAUGCCCACUGGAGCAGGAUCAUGACUUUACUCAACAAGUCAAACGAGACCUCCCAUCCCCCCUUCCCCUUCUCCUCCCUUGACCAGAAUUCUUCCAUCUUUGUCACCCAUGAUCCUUCAUACUCCCCUAUACCCUUCCCCACCUCCUCGCUGACAUCCUCCAACUGCACCAGCUCGUCCUCAACCCCUUCUCCUCCAUACAACUUCUACGCGGUGCUGCUGGUGCUCCUGAUCUUCUGUGUGGUGUUUGGUAACGUGCUGGUGUGUGUGGCAGUGUCGCGAGAGCGAGCUCUGCAGACAACAACCAACUACCUUAUUGUCUCGCUGGCUGUGUCCGAUCUGCUACUGGCCACGCUUGUCAUGCCCUGGGGCGUCUACCUGGAGGUGGUGGGAGAGUGGCGCUUCAGUCUCAUCCACUGUGACAUCCUGCUCACCCUGGAUGUCAUGAUGUGCACCGCCAGUAUCCUCAACCUCUGUGCCAUCAGCAUCGACAGAUACACAGCAGUGGCCAUGCCGAUGCUCUACAACACCAGAUAUAGUUCCAGGAGGAGGGUGGCAGUGAUGAUUGCUGUGGUGUGGUUCCUCUCUUUUGCCAUCUCCUGCCCUUUACUGUUUGGACUGAACAACACUGCCAGCCGGGAAGGCACCACAUGCAGCUUUGCUGACCCAGCGUUCGUCGUCUAUUCAUCUGUGGCCUCCUUCUAUGUUCCCUUCAUCGUAACUUUACUGGUGUACGCGCAGAUCUGCAUAGUGCUGCGCAAACGUGGCAGACGCACAGCCCCACCUCGCAGACACGGUCUGCACACACUAGGAGGAGCUGAGGCAGGAGAAGGUCAUCGACACAGGAAGAAUAAGUGUACACAACCAGAGGAUGUGAAGUUGUGCACCCUGAUCUUGAGGCCCACCACUGCUGGCCCACAGCGCAAGAAAGUGACCCUCGUAAAGGAGGCGGUGGUUCACCCACUUGAAGUGGAGACAGGUCAGUUCUUGCCGCAGACUGAGCACAGCCUGGCUCCUCCUCCUGUUGUCCAAGCAUCCUCCCACUCGGAACGGGCCAGGAUCUCCCUGGCCGUCUCAGUUGGACCUGCCCCCGGUUCUUCCCUCAACCGUGGCACGAUCGGCCCUGAUGCCCCGCCCCCCCCACCCGAGGACGGAAUGAGGGGCCGCGAGGGAUGGAGGGAGCGCAGUGGAGGCAGAGAGAAGUGGGGGAUCGUGAAAGAUAGAGUGAGAGGGAGGCUGUCACAGCAGAAGGAGCGGAAGGCGACACAGAUGCUCGCUAUUGUGCUUGGUGUGUUCAUCAUCUGCUGGCUGCCUUUCUUCCUGACCCACGUGCUGAAGGCCCACUGCAGGAGCUGCUGCAUCUCGCCCUCACUGUACAGCGCCGUCACCUGGCUGGGAUACCUCAACAGUGCUGUCAACCCUGUCAUCUACACCACUUUCAACAUCGAGUUUCGCAAAGCCUUCAUCAAGAUCCUGCACUGCUAGGAGCUGGAGAGAUGAGAAGCGUCAGGAGUAAAAAGCCUCUGCUCAUAGAAGACUAUAGAAGGACAGAAAACCCGGCAUACGGAAUGUGAUUUGACAAUCACAAAAGAAAGUGUGUGACAAGUAAAAGAUGAACACCUGCAUUGUGUACAUACGGUCUGAAAAGGGAAUAUUUGAUGGCUGUCCAACUGAAACACAUGUGAGACUCCUUGAGAUGCGACUGUUUUUUCUAAUGCUUGAUUUGUGUCAAACUUUCGCUGUUAUGUAUUCUCUUGCUAUCUUGAUGAACAGCAACGUGUUAUCUGUCCGCAUGCGUGUCUUUCUCAGAUGACUGGAAGACUCAAAGGCAAGGCAAAGAAAAAAAAAAACUUCCAGCACAAAUCUUUUUUUGUUUCCAAGGCUCAAUCAUUUUUCACACUUUUUGAAAACCCACUGAAGUUACAUCAAGGUAGAAUUAUUAAUUUGGUGAUUGAGCUCAAACAUAAAAUCUGACAGUGAAGAGGGCUUUCAUAUAAUUUAAUUUGUACAUCUGUUUCUUUACAUAAGUGUGCAGACAUGUAAAAUUUGGUGUUGUAAAUAACAAUUUUACUGCCAGUAUUGUACAGACCACUGAUAAUAAUUAAAAUAUUCUAUCAUUUCUUA
Messenger RNA from Micropterus salmoides (largemouth bass), 2385 nucleotides. It is a transcript of the gene drd2l, whose product is annotated as dopamine receptor D2 like. Gene Ontology annotation, molecular function: dopamine neurotransmitter receptor activity, coupled via Gi/Go; G protein-coupled receptor activity. The record is from RefSeq and is a predicted model, not a curated record. Lineage: Eukaryota; Metazoa; Chordata; Actinopteri; Centrarchiformes; Centrarchidae. Gene Ontology annotation, cellular component: presynaptic membrane; glutamatergic synapse. Gene Ontology annotation, biological process: adenylate cyclase-activating adrenergic receptor signaling pathway.